GGAGGAGGAGCCAGGCCGGAACCCGCUGCCCCCGCCAACCGGAUGGUGCCGCCGGUCCCCUUGCGCGGGGCGCUGCUCGCCUGCGGGGACGCUGCGCUCUGGGGUUUGAAGUCCAUAAAAGGAAGCUGCCACAAUUUUUGUACUGCAGUUUCCAAAGUUGUCACUUACAAGGAACUUAAAAACCUGCUGAAUUCCAAAAAAAUCAUCUUAAUUGACGUUAGAGAGACGUGGGAAAUUUAUAUGUAUGGAAAGAUCCCCGGGUCGAUGAACAUACCAUUAGACGACGUAGUGGAAGCGCUGCAGAUGAGCCCCAGAGAAUUCAAAGAGAAGUACAAUGAAGAGCAGCCGUCCAAAUCUGACAACCUAGUGUUCUCCUGCUUAGCUGGAGUGAGGAGCAAGAAAGCUCUGGAGACAGCGGUGUCUCUGGGAUUUAGCAGGUCCCCUCUUCUCUUCCUUCCCAAGUCACACAUAGAUCUAUCACUGCAUCCAACUGCCCUCCCUUUGUCCUCUUCUCUCUCCUGGUCCUAAUGGAGUUGAAGUUCAGAGCCCUCAAGUCAUCUUCCUCUAACAUUUCUCCCCCUCUGGGAGUCCGGAUCAAAGUCUUUCUGGGGAGCGGAAGGUGGGAGCUGUGGCUUCUGUAAGUGCUUCUCCGCUGGACGUGGGCGUGGGCGCUGAUGGGUCAAUCCAUACCCCAGGCUGUGAAGCCAUGUUCCUUAUCUGAUGUGUCUGUUUCUCAUACAUGUUUAACAUCUGCAAAGUCUGGGGAACAGCCACUGCAUAUCAGUCACGAGAGCUUUUCUCUCCAAGUCCCAGUCCGGCUGGUGUCACACAACAGGAGAGCGUGUUCACAGCACUGACUGCUGGAUGUGUG
This is a messenger RNA of Erinaceus europaeus (western European hedgehog), 871 nucleotides long. It is a transcript of the gene TSTD3, whose product is annotated as thiosulfate sulfurtransferase like domain containing 3. Gene Ontology annotation, cellular component: mitochondrion. The coding region runs from base 43 to 528 and encodes 161 amino acids. Lineage: Eukaryota; Metazoa; Chordata; Mammalia; Eulipotyphla; Erinaceidae. Gene Ontology annotation, molecular function: thiosulfate-cyanide sulfurtransferase activity. The transcript is spliced from 4 exons. The record is from RefSeq and is a predicted model, not a curated record.